CUGGAGGUGGCAGUUCCUCCCAGUAUAGCCCUGGAUUCUAGUUCUCGGUUUUUCCAACACUCACAGGAUCAGGCUCACUUGCCCUCGCAGGCCAGAGAUGGUAACUGCUUCUUGCUAUGCUAAAUCCAUGGCAUCUUAAGAUGAGGAAACUGAUGCCAAUGGAGAGUAGAGUUCUGCCUGAAUUUCCAGAGCUCAAAGUGGUAGGGUUGAGGUUCCAAUUUUAGCUCCAAGGUCUAACUACAAAGAGGGCAAGGAUGUUUCAGCAUGGACUGGAGAAGGGACACGAUGGAUGGAUCCCCUUUGGAUGGAUUGCUGACUGCAUUAACCAUCACUAAUACUCCUCGACCUCCAUGCAUUCACUGGAUGCACUCAUUGAAUGCUCUCAGAGCCUUAUAAGGCGGGACUGUUUGGUGAGCAUAUUUCAUCUGAGAAAUGAAGGAAGACACUUGGGUGGAAGUAAGUCGUCUUGACUCUCAUUGGCUUGUGACUGUGACUUACUCAUCAUAUAAACCCAAGAUGCAGUCACUUAUGAGGGCAUAGAAGAUACUAGAGACUCCACGGAAACAUAGCACAAAAUCCCACCAUGCCAAACUACAAACUCACUUAUUUUAAUAUGAGGGGGAGAGCGGAAAUUAUUCGAUAUAUAUUUGCAUAUUUGGACAUAAAGUAUGAAGACCACAGAAUAGAACAAGCUGAUUGGCCUGAAGUCAAAUCAACUCUUCCAUUUGGUAAAAUCCCCAUUUUGGAAGUCGAUGGACUUAACCUUCACCAGAGCCUAGCAAUAGCAAGAUACCUGACCAAAAACACAGACCUGGCUGGAAAAACAGAACUGGAACGAUGUCAAGCUGAUGCGAUUGUGGACACAUUGGAUGAUUUCAUGGCACGUUUUCCUUGGGCAGAGAAAAAACAAGAUAUAAAAGAUCAGAUGUUUAAUGAGCUUCUUACAUAUGAUGGACCUCAUCUUCUGCAAGAUUUGGACACAUACUUAGGGGAAAAAGAGUGGCUCAUUGGUAACUCUGUAACUUGGGCAGAUUUCUACUGGGAAAUUUGCAGCACCACACUUUUGGUCUUUAAACCUGACUUGCUGGAUAACCAUCCUAGAUUGGUAACAUUAAGGAAGAAAGUUCAAGCCAUUCCUGCCAUCGCUGACUGGAUACAACGAAGGCCCCAAACCAAACUCUAGGUGACGUGUGCUACCUCCAAAUUUUACUGUUCUUCACAGCAUCGCUUCCAUCAGAUAAGCUACAGCGGCCAUGUAACCCACACACUCCCUUCCCCAGCUCCAUCAAGACUUUCACUCUUUCCAUAUUCUGCCUAAGCAAACAAACAAGGAAAAAAGAGCAGCGGGGGUGGGGGGUGGGGGGUGGGGGGGUGAGAACAUUUAGUUUCCAGUAUCCAUUUUUUUUUUUUCUUUUCCCCAGAAUAACUUCACAUCAUUUACAACUGAGAAAGAAAAGUUUACAAUCCAGGCAGGGCUCACUUUGCAUCAGUUUCAACAAGCAUUGGAUCUCAGUCACAAUGGUUAAGUAACACAUUUCCCAAAUGGGUUGGACUUCUGCUGUAAUUGCAUAAGGUAUUAAGUUUGCUGCUAACUCUUCAGUCCACAAAUCACUAUGUAGGUAACAGAUACGUCUCAUGAGUAACCACCUAUCAUAUCACUGCUCUCAAAGUCUGUUAGUGACUGGUCACUGCACAUCUGUUAUUCAUGUACAGACAGCAAAGGGUGUAGUUGCAUUGCCUGCUUGGUUCUCAGUGAUACACUCACUCGAAAGUUUUUAAAAAGUGGAUAAUUUAUAAAGGGAGCUCAGCAAAAGAUGAAGUACAGUAAAGAAAGGAAAAGUGACAAUGCUGGAGCCAAAUUCAAAUUGCAUAUAAAUGGAAAGAGCGGUUACAAAAUGGACAAUAGAACUGAAUGGGCGCCUCUUGGGUGACAUAUACAUGGUAAAUAAGUAUAUGAAAAGAUGCUCAACAUCAUGUCACCAGGGAAAGGCAAAUGAAAACAAGGAGAUAUCACUACCUACCUGUUAGAAUGGCAAAAAUUCAAAACACUGACAACAUCAAACGCUGGCGAGGAUGUAAAGCAAAAUGAACUUUUAUUCACUGCUGACAGGAAUGCGAGAUGGUAAAGACAACUUAGAAUUUGAGUUUCUUACAAAACUAAACUUAAUCUUACCAUAUGAUACAGCGAUUACACUUUUUGGUACUUUCCCAAAGGCGUUGAGAACUUAGGUGCAUGCAAAAACUUGCUCAUGGAUGUUUGUGGCAGCUUUAUUGGUAACUGCCAAAACUUGGACGCAACCAAAAUGCCCUUUGAUAGUGAGUUGGAUAAGUGAACCAUGGCACAACCGAACAAGGGAUUAUUCAGCACUAAAAAGAAGUGAGCUAUCAAGCCAUGAAAAGACACAGAGGAAAUCUAAGUGCAGAUUACUAAGUGAAAGAAGCCAAUGUGAAAAGGCUACUGUAUGAUUCCAGCUAUAGGACAUUCUGAUUCCAACUAUAGGCAAAACUGUGGAGCCUGUGAUGGUGCGGGGCUGAGGAGGAGGGAAGGUUGAAAAGAUGGAAUAUAAUUUUUAGACAGUAAAACUAUUCUGUAUACUAUAAUGAAUUUGUUAAACUCACAGGAUAUACAAAACGAAGAGCAAUCCCUAAUGCAAUAGACUUUGGGUGAUUAUCUUGUGUCAAUGUAGGUUCACUGAUUGUAACAAAUGUACUACUCUGGAAUGGGGGCGUUGAUGAAAGUGGGGGGUGGGGGAGGGAAGGAGAAGGGAUAUAUGGGAAAUCUCUACUUACUGUUCAAUUUUGCUGUGAACCUAAAGCUCACCUAGAAAAUAAAGCCUAUUAAAAAAGAAAAAAAGAGCAGGCAUAGUUUUCAGGACACUGAAAACGCAAUAAAAUUUUGGAAGGUGAUACAAAUUCAGAAUUAUAAUUUGCCAAGGUAUAAAAAGAAUGCUCUCUUGUAAUCAUACAAGAAAGUAUUAUUAGGGGCGCCUGGGUGGCGCAGUCGGUUAAGCGUCCUACUUCAGCCAGGUCGCGAUCUCGCGGUCCGUGAGUUCGAGCCCCGCGUCGGGCUCUGGGCUGAUGGCUCGGAGC
Prionailurus viverrinus (fishing cat) is the source of this 3090-nucleotide messenger RNA. It is a transcript of the gene HPGDS, whose product is annotated as hematopoietic prostaglandin D synthase. Gene Ontology annotation, molecular function: glutathione transferase activity. Gene Ontology annotation, biological process: glutathione metabolic process. The record is from RefSeq and is a predicted model, not a curated record. The transcript is spliced from 10 exons. NCBI's taxonomy places the organism in Eukaryota, Metazoa, Chordata, Mammalia, Carnivora, Felidae. Bases 584 to 1183 code for a protein of 199 amino acids.